CAGCUAUUUCAAGCUGGGGGUGAAGGGUACCACGUUCCAGAAGUGCGAACACACCUCUCUGUGCUAUGCUCCGAGCUGGGUGUGCGAUGGGGCGAACGACUGCGGAGACUACUCCGACGCGCGCAACUGCCCAGCCGCCACCGACUGCAGCAGCUAUUUCAAGCUGGGGGUGAAGGGUACCACGUUCCAGAAGUGCGAACACACCUCUCUGUGCUAUGCUCCGAGCUGGGUGUGCGAUGGGGCGAACGACUGCGGAGACUACUCCGACGAGCGCAACUGCCCAGGCGGGAGGAAACCCAAGUGUCCAGCCAACUACUUCGCCUGCCCAAGCGGGAGGUGCAUCCCCAUGACAUGGACCUGCGACAAGGAGGACGACUGCGAGAACGGCGAAGACGAGACUCACUGCAGUGAGCGGCAGGACAAGUUCUGCUAUCCCGUCCAGUUUGAGUGCAACAACCACCGCUGCAUCUCCAAGCUGUGGGUGUGUGACGGGGCCGACGACUGCGGGGACGGCUCCGAUGAGGACAGCCGCUGCCGGCUGACCACCUGCAGCACGGGAUCCUUCCAGUGCCCGGGCACCUACGUGUGCGUGCCGGAGCGCUGGCUCUGUGACGGCGACAAGGACUGUGCAGACGGAGCUGAUGAGACCCUCGCGGCCGGCUGCCUGUACAACAACACGUGUGACGAGCGGGAGUUCAUGUGUGGAAACCGCCAGUGCAUUCCCAAGCAUUUCGUCUGUGACCACGAUGAUGACUGCGGUGAUGGCUCGGACGAGUCCCCGGAGUGUGAGUACCCCACCUGCGGCCCCCACGAGUUCCGCUGUGCCAACGGCCGCUGCCUCAGCAACAGGCAGUGGGAAUGCGAUGGCGAGUUCGACUGCCACGACCACUCGGACGAGAACGGGAAGUGCAUCCCGGAGGCGCUGCUGUGUGACAACAACAACAACUGCGCGGACGGCUCCGACGAGCUCAACUGCUUCAUCAACGAGUGUCUCAACAAGAAGUUGAGCGGCUGUUCCCAGGAGUGUGAGGACCUCAAGAUCGGGUACAAGUGUAGAUGCCGUCCUGGGUUCCGGCUGAAGGACGAUGGGAAGACGUGCAUUGACAUCGACGAGUGCUCCACCACCUACCCCUGCAGCCAGAAGUGCAUCAACACGCUGGGGAGCUACAAGUGCCUGUGCAUAGAGGGCUACAAGCUCAAACCUGACAACCCCACCAGCUGCAAAGCUGUCACAGAUGAAGAGCCCUUCCUCAUCUUUGCCAACCGGUACUACCUGAGGAAGCUCAAUCUGGAUGGCUCCAACUACACGCUGCUCAAGCAGGGGCUGAACAAUGCAGUGGCUCUGGAUUUCGACUAUCGGGAGCAGAUGAUCUACUGGACAGAUGUCACCACGCAGGGCAGCAUGAUCCGCCGCAUGCACAUCAACGGGAGCAACGAUCAGGUUCUUCACCGCACCGGCCUCAGCAAUCCCGACGGGCUGGCUGUGGACUGGGUGGGAGGCAACCUGUACUGGUGCGACAAAGGUCGGGACACCAUCGAAGUGUCAAAGCUCAACGGGGCCUACCGCACCGUGCUGGUGAACUCAGGGCUGCGGGAGCCCCGGGCGCUGGUGGUGGAUGUGCAGAACGGUUACCUCUACUGGACAGACUGGGGGGACCACUCCCUGAUCGGGAAGAUCGGCAUGGAUGGCACCAACCGCAGCGUCAUCGUUGACACCAAGAUAACUUGGCCCAAUGGCCUCACCCUCGACUACAUCAACAGCCGGAUCUAUUGGGCUGAUGCGCGGGAGGACUACAUCGAGUUUGCCAGCCUGGACGGCUCCAACCGGCACACGGUGCUGAGCCAGGACAUCCCACACAUCUUUGCACUCACCCUCUUUGAGGAUUUCAUUUACUGGACCGACUGGGAGACCAAGUCCAUUAACCGGGCGCACAAGACCACGGGAGCCAACAAGACCCUGCUGAUCAGCACGCUGCACCGCCCCAUGGACAUCCACAUCUACCACCCCUACCGCCAGCCUGACGGGGAGCUGUGGGGCAGGGACCUUCCCAACCAUCCCUGCAAGACCAACAACGCUGGCUGCAGCAACCUCUGUCUCCUCUCGCCGGGCGGGGGGCACAAAUGUGCCUGUCCCACCAACUUCUACUUGGGCAGCGACGGCAAAACCUGCGUCUCCAACUGCACGGCCAGCCAGUUUGUCUGCAAGAACGACAAGUGCAUCCCUUUCUGGUGGAAAUGCGACACCGAGGACGACUGCGGGGACCGCUCGGACGAGCCCGAGGACUGCCCUGAGUUCAAAUGCAGACCGGGGCAGUUCCAGUGCUCCACUGGGAUCUGCACCAACCCAGCCUUCAUCUGCGAUGGAGACAACGACUGCCAGGACAACUCGGAUGAAGCCAACUGCGAUAUCCACGUCUGUCUGCCCAGCCAGUUCAAAUGCACCAACACCAACCGCUGCAUCCCUGGCAUUUUCCGCUGCAAUGGGCAGGACAACUGCGGGGACGGCGAGGAUGAGAAGGACUGCCCGGAGGUGACCUGUGCCCCCAACCAGUUCCAGUGCGCCAUCACCAAGCGCUGCAUCCCCCGCGUGUGGGUCUGCGACCGGGACAACGACUGCGUGGAUGGCUCGGACGAACCCGCCAACUGCACACAAAUGACCUGUGGUGUGGACGAAUUCCGGUGCAAGGACUCGGGCAGGUGCAUCCCAGCGCGCUGGAAGUGCGACGGAGAGGACGACUGUGGGGAUGGAUCCGAUGAGCCCAAGGAGGAAUGCGACGAACGUACCUGUGAGCCCUACCAGUUCCGCUGCAAGAACAACCGCUGCGUGCCGGGCCGCUGGCAGUGCGACUACGACAACGACUGCGGGGACAACUCGGAUGAGGAGAGCUGCACCCCCCGGCCCUGCUCGGAGAGCGAGUUCUCCUGUGCCAACGGCCGCUGCAUCGCCGGCAGAUGGAAGUGCGAUGGGGACCACGACUGCGCGGAUGGCUCUGACGAG
Molecule: messenger RNA, 2998 nt
Organism: Eurypyga helias (sunbittern)
Lineage: Eukaryota; Metazoa; Chordata; Aves; Eurypygiformes; Eurypygidae
Product: low-density lipoprotein receptor-related protein 1-like
Exons: 22
Molecular function (GO): protein binding; calcium ion binding
Source: RefSeq, a predicted model, not a curated record